AUGCUAGUGAACAGUGCAAGUUCAAAGAAAGGAGAGAUCAGAGUCAUGAUCGAGUUGAAUUUUCGCUCUGAAUUCGAAAUUUCAAGAGCAAGCGAAGAAUACAAGCUACUGAUCAAAAAGCUCCCAGAAGUAUUUGUUGGAAAAGUGGAAAGGCUACAAAAUCUGAUCAAGAUCUUGUGCUCUGCUGCCAAGAAGUGCAUGAAAGAGAACAAAAUGCACAUGGCUCCUUGGAGGAAGCACAAGUACAUGCAAACCAAGUGGUUGAGCGCCUCCUGCGAAAGGACGGCGGCUCAGCCUCUAGUGGCAGCGGCCGGAUUUCCUGGCCGAACAACCGCCGCCGCCAGGCCGAGGGUGUCGAUGCUGACCGUAGAUUUGAUGGAUAAUAUGCCCAACAUGAUUAGGACUGUAGUUGAAGUUGUGUGA
Rhododendron vialii is the source of this 423-nucleotide messenger RNA. RefSeq lists its product as uncharacterized. The transcript has a single exon. The coding region runs from base 1 to 423 and encodes 140 amino acids. The record is from RefSeq and is a predicted model, not a curated record. NCBI's taxonomy places the organism in Eukaryota, Viridiplantae, Streptophyta, Magnoliopsida, Ericales, Ericaceae.